AUGGAGGUUUCUUCCAUAGAUCGCUUGGAGAUGGUGAAUGAUAAAGUCGAGUACGGUGAUGCUUGUUAUGUUGUGUUAUGCGUACACGACGAUAAGAUCCCGAUUCUUGAGUGGUAUCACACUGAAGAAGCUGUGAGCUUACAUCAACCGUUUAAGGUCCUCGAUCUGCUAUUCGCUACUUACGUGAUUGAAGUGGGUUCCGACCCUCGUGCGUUCGUUGUUGGACUGAAAGAAUUGGAAGCGAUUGAAUUGGUCGCAAUAAGCCCGAAUUUUAGUGAGGUGUGCUUGGAGUGGGUGGACUGCCUAACGGCGACACUACAUCGUUUGUCGAUUCUUGUCGAAGCAUCAAACAUCUACAUUCCAACUCCACGAUUUAAGGUUGACAUGUCAAGGGAAACUUCACCGCGCCAUAAAGUACGCUGUCGUGAUGCACACAGCCUCAACAGGACGUCUCAUAUUCAUUCUCCGCAAGCACUACGGCCUCCACUUCCACCUCGUGCUCAUCAGGUUUUCCCAUAUAGGCCUCUUACUUUGGCCACCAGUGAUGAGAUGCGCGAGGAAACCACUUAUGAUGUACUGCGCGCUCGGUCUCAUGUGAGCUGUGAUGACGAAAAGGAAGCGAAUUGGUACGACAUUCCGAAAGGAUAUUAUAACCCACUAAGCCGUGGAGCAUCUUUAUCGAAUAUGUCAUCUUCACCAAUGGACUCAACAUUGUCGACUACUUCCUUGUGCAGUAGUCUGUCAAGUGCACUACGACUGUGGAACUCGAUCCCUCCUGAAGAUAUUUCUGCUAGUGGUUAUGCUAAUGUGCGCUCAGAAUUGAACAUGCCUAAUUUAAAGGUGCGAUCUGUUGCGCUGAAUCUGUCGGUCUUAAUAGAGCACGUAAUGUUCGUCCAAGUUGAGGGACGGGUCUGGGUGGCAGGGUGGUCCGAGAUAAGGGAUCGUCAAUUAAGUCUAAUGUUCAACGUUGGCGACGAGCUCAUUGAGGUGGAAAACGUACGUGUAAAGGGUUUCGCUAGCGUUAUACAAUUGUUCUACACACUUUCCACUCCGGGCACUCCCGUAAAUCUUCUAUUGAAGCGGAUUCCGUUAGGAAAGAAAUACCGCUUAAUGAAGCCAAUCUCAAAGAACAAGGAAAUCGGCAUUCAGCUGCAUAAGAACAAAAAUCGAAUUGCCAGCGUUAUUCCUGACUCUUUAGCUGAUCGCCGACAUUUACCUGUCUCUAUGGAAUCUCCUUUUAAACCAGGGAUGGAAACAGCUGUGGUAAUCACAGAGGUGAACAAUCGUCGUUUGAAUCCGUUUUCGAAAAAUGGUCAGCUAUUCAAGCGGCUCGAAGAAAUUCGUGAUGGUAGUGAGUUUGAAAUCGUCUUACAUCCUCACGACUUUAUCAAGCUAAUGAAGGAACAAAUUGUCAACUUUCGUCAUUACAAGUCAUUUCUUUGUCACCCAUGA
This is a messenger RNA of Angiostrongylus costaricensis, 1452 nucleotides long. Lineage: Eukaryota; Metazoa; Nematoda; Chromadorea; Rhabditida; Metastrongylidae. The record is from the annotation of a GenBank genome assembly.